CAUAUACUGUGCCUACAGAGGAUGUGCUCACUGCGCAUGCGGCCUGCUGGGUUGUCGCCAGAACUACUAUUCCCGAAAUGCAUUGCGCCAGGCGACCCGGAAGAAGCGUAAAGACGAAGCUGGUGGUGAGGAUGCCCCCUCCAGCACGUUGACCAGGAGCCGCCGCUGGUGUAACGCCAUGGAUAACCGCUUUGCCACAGCACUGGUGAUUGGCAGCGUCCUGUCUCUCCUGUCAGUGAUUUACCUGUGUGCAGCAGUGGGUACCGUCUCCUGGUACCACUAUUUCACCUCCCCCGUCCUCGCCAACGUCAGUGAGAUGUCUGCAAAUGAAUUCUUAAAUGAACUGGAAAAGGCCAAUGAGAAGGCGUACACGGACGCCCUGUACCACUGCAACGGGACCCUGGGGCUAUGGCAGCAGUGCAUCACCUUCUCCCAGCAGCACUAUGAUAGCGAUGAUCUGUCUUCCAAUUUGCGAUGCGUCUCAUUGUCUUUUUCGGAUCAGUUCUUAGAAAAAUACAGCCAGCCCGGAAAUCACAACACCGAAAUUGACCUGAUCCGUACAUAUCUGUGGCGUUGUCAGUUCCUGCUCCCAUUGGUCGCCCUCGGACUUAUAUUUGUUGGAGCGAUUAUUGGUCUGGCUGGCUGUGUCUGCCGCAGUCUGUAUCCGGCACUGGUAACUGGGGCCUUGCAUCUACUGGCAGGUGUGUGCACAUUGGGAGCAGUUCUGUGUUUCGCCAGCGGGGUGUAUAUGCUGCAGAAGAGUCUGCCCCUUCCACCAGGGGUUCGGGGAGAGUAUGGAUGGUCCUUCUGUUUGGCUUGUGUCUCGUCACCUCUGCAGAUCAUGGCUGGAGCCCUGUUUCUUUGGGCAUCUCGCGCUAGUCGGAAAGAGUAUUCCUUGAUGAAGGCUUAUCGUGUGGCAUAAAGGAACUCAACGUGAAAAGGACUACUCACACUGGCAGGUGUCGUGGUGCCAGGAUUCAAAUGCAGGUCAUAAGAGUCCAUCUGAAAUUUGUCCUGACGUUCUGUAUUUUUUUACAUAUUAUUUUUUAACAGAAGUCCUUUCCUUAUCAGCAACGGGCUUUAAUGUGACUAAACUUAGAAGUCCACAUGACCACCCGUUAUUCUCCAGUAUUCCUGAAUUCAGGCCUGUACCAUCUACCUAGAUGGAGGCAUUGAUCCCAGCUGCCCUUUUCUUUCCAGUUUAAGCACACAACAUGACCUAAAUUGACGUCCCACUAUAUAUUAUUACCAAGGUCAGCAUACUUUAGGGAGGGUGACCUAUGGGAUCAGCAAGGUCAAAUACCGUUGUGUCCCACUUAUAUAUGCCAUAGAAGACAAUCCAAAGACGCUCUCCCUGUAGCUAGCGAGCCUACUGUAGUCAGAUCACAUGGAAUAUCUGGUUCUGGUAUAUUCCAUUUCCUGGUUAUUUACCAGAUCGGUUGUACUUUAGAGCAAUGUAGUUAGUUUUUUUUAUGAGACCCUUAUUAAAGGUUUAAGUCUUAUGUGACAUUUGGUCAUCUUGACCUGUAAAGGUAAAUCUCACACCACAGUAAUACUGAAAAAAUAUAUAAAAGGGAGAUAUUGGGGUAUAAUACAAGCAAGCCUUUCUGCACCUAUUGUCCCAGCCCAAGGCAUCUCACCAGUUGCCAGAAUGGGGGCAUGUAGAGCUUUUCUAUCCAGCAUGAUGACCUGAUACAUCUACAGCAGGGUUGUCCAGGCUUACCCUCUGGGUGUGAAGAGCACAACUGCAUGCUGACAGGGCAACCAUCCAAUGGCCAGCAAGUACGCGGAUAUCAAUAAUUAGAAUAGGACCUGUGUAUGACACUUGCUGGACACAGAGCAGGAUGCAUUGAUGACCCCUUUAAAGGGAACAUGUCAGGAACCUCAUUCAGCUCCUGACAGGUUCCCUUUAAAGCCCUCAGCAGCCCACUUGCUGGAUAUGUUUUCAGGAUUCCCCUUAGUAUCUCUGUAUAACUACUGUCAAUACAUUAGGACUUAUCCUAUAGGAUAUUCCCAAAUCAUGACCGGCAGGUGCGCCUCGAGGACUGGAGAUGAGGAACACUGCUUUGAAGUAUGUUUGCUCUGAGAUAAGAAUCCCCACUGACUGAUUUAGCCUUUCUGGAUUACAACACUUUUGAUACGGACACAUUAUUAUGAUUGCCACUCAACUUUCCCAGACUGUUCAUAACUAGGUGGAUUGGCAGCUACCCACAAGUCAGAAUGGUUGGGGAAAUGCGGUUUUAUGUUAUGCCAGAGGUAACAUAGAUAUGUCUUGGAUAUGACGCCCACCUCUCAGACUUUUUACUAUGUACUUUUUUUUAAUGGCUGUUUUAACUUAUAUUGUUUGUAUAUGUGUGUUUUUGUUACUUUAGUGUAAAUCCUUGCGUUGUCACCUGAUAUGGUGCUCACAGUUAAAGGGUCUGCUUCCCCCAAACUGCACCUAUCUGAGGUUGAGCUGCAAUACCAGUGGGCAAGAGGAGCACAGUUCCAUCCUCUCUAACCAUAUAGUGUCGUCAUGCGACCACCGACAGUAGCACACUUGAUUACAUGCCCAACAUUGAGAAAACAUGUCUGACAACAGUCUAUUGACAUCAUGUUUGGAUAUAGGAAAAAAGCAAUCCAUUCCGAACACUGGGCCAAACUACUAGGUAAGCUUUUGGAUGGAGAGGAAGAUACGAUGUAACUCCAACUUAGCAAAAUCUGUGCAAGCGAGUUCAAUAUUGUAAAGCUAAAAUGGAACGCGAUGCUCAAAAGUAAGCCUUCAGCUUAUUAACCCUACUCAACAGCAGAAAUGUAUUGUAAGGCAUAGGAUCCAUUGACAUGUCUGCUAGUGUGAAAGCACAACUGUAGCCAAUACCCCACCCCUAACAGUGCGCAUUACUUAGGACUGGGCCCUUAGAUCAACAAUCCCUAAUUUCAUAGACCUCUGUAUGUAAGGCAUACACAAGCUGCAGAUAAAAGGAACAGUUCAGUAGUCUAAAUGUUAGGCAUACUCUUAUGUAUAGAUCAUGUUUGAGGUGACACCACAUUUCUACCACUUCUUACUUUGACCACUAGGGGCACUGUUGCAAUGGAGCAUAGAUCAUGUUUUAUUUAUAAAUUGUAUUUUAAUGUACCAUCUGUCCUAUAGUGGCGAGAUGUUUUGCUUGUGUUGAAUGACUCUCUAGAAAAUGUUCAUGUCACUUGAUUUAAGGGAAUAUUAAAACAGAGCACCUUUUCAAAUGGUUUUAAAUGAAGACCAUCUUCUGUAACUUUGUCUACAGCUCAUUUACAGACCUUUUUGUCUCUAUGGUAACAGACUACGAACAAUGUAGUCUGAUCCAACACUCAUUUCCUUCCAUAUGUCCUUAACUCUGACUAACAUUUUGUAGUUUACAGGUAGGGGAUAGAUGGUAGUAUGACUACAAUCACCCUACUUUUAUUUGUAGUCUGUUACCAUGGAAACAUCGGUCUCCACUGUAGCGGUAGA
Messenger RNA from Bufo bufo (common toad), 3469 nucleotides. It is a transcript of the gene CLDND1, whose product is annotated as claudin domain containing 1. Gene Ontology annotation, cellular component: membrane. Lineage: Eukaryota; Metazoa; Chordata; Amphibia; Anura; Bufonidae. The record is from RefSeq and is a predicted model, not a curated record. The transcript has 5 exons. Bases 179 to 922 code for a protein of 247 amino acids.